This is a messenger RNA of Pseudoliparis swirei, 2168 nucleotides long. Its product is annotated as protein LRATD2-like. The transcript is spliced from 2 exons. The coding region runs from base 959 to 1840 and encodes 293 amino acids. Lineage: Eukaryota; Metazoa; Chordata; Actinopteri; Perciformes; Liparidae. The record is from RefSeq and is a predicted model, not a curated record.
UUAUAUGUAUAUAUAGAUUAUGUAUAUAUUUAUAUAUAGAUUAUAUAUAUAUAAUAUUUAUAUAUAUAGAUUAUUUAUAUGUAUAUAUUUAUAUAUAUAGAUUAUAUAUAUAUAAUAUUUAUAUAGAUGGAUUAUAUAUAUAUAUAUAUAUACACACACACACAGCAUGCUCAUGUUUAUGUUUCUGACCGGUUCUCUUUGAAAACACUUUAUUGAUCCCAUGUUGACUUCAGUGUGUGUGUCUGUGAGUGUGUCUUUGUGAGUGUUGUGUGUCCUUGAGUUUGGUCUGUGUGUGUGUUUGGGGGCUACUGAGAACUCGGUUUAUCUUAAUCUAAUCUCACCUAAUGUGUAAAUUGAUGUCUAUGAGUAUGUAAACGAGACAACAACAACAACAACCAACAAAAAGGUGUACUGUGGCUUUAAAUGACAACACCUCCCAGCAGUCACCGGGUCCUCGGUGAGUUUCGCUGCACCGCCGUGGCGCUUACCACACACACACACACACACACACACACACACACACACACACACACACGUCAGCCCAGCACCCAGGAAGGAGCCGUCUGAAUCCGGGUCAGCGGAGCGCGCGAGGGAAGCUGCGCGACCGGCUGCUCCAGAGUUCUGCUCCUGUGUCCAGAGGAGGACUCGAGCUGGACCAACGGAACCGGACCAAUUACCGGGGAGCAACACCGGAGGAGGACUCUAACACGACAGCAGAAGUGUAGCGGCGGCUGCUGUUCAUCUGGAGGACAUACCAAUAUAUAUAUAUUUCUAUAUAUUUAUUUAUAUACCAGUCGGACAUGGCCCCCUGGUGCCGGUCUCCACUCCUCCGGUUCUAGUCCCACGCGGCACAUCUCUCUCCUCUCCGGUGAAGUGAGGACCGGACCGGUGGACCCUGUCCCGGAGUGGACCCUGUCCCGGUGUGGAUCCCGUUCCCGCGGCUUCCACCUGUCGCCUCAUGGGGAACCAGGUGGAGAAGUUGACGCAUCUGAAUUACGCAGAGGUGCCGUCGUCCGACCCCAACGGCUGCGGACCGGACGACGCGGGACCGCGCAUCGGCGUCUCGUACAUCUUCUCCAACGACGACGACGACGACCAGGACGACCAGCUGGACCGCUGCUCACCGGACAAACACCGGGCGGACCACGUGGAGAAGCCCUUCGACCCCCGGGACGAGCUGCCGUGCGCCGUCUACUACCGGGAGGAGCGCGUCUACGAGCGGAGCGCCGGAGCCGCGGCGCACCGGGCGGAGAGCCUCCUGAACAAGUGCAGACCGGGAGACCUGCUGGAGUUCGUGGCCGCGGGGCAGUACCCGCACUGGGCCGUGUACGUGGGGGACUUCCAGGUGGUCCACAUGCACCGGGCCGAGAUCAAGAACAACUUCCUCACGGACGUGAGCCAGGGCAAGAGAGGCCGCGUGGUCAACGGCCUCUACCGGUACCGCGCGCUACCGCCGGAGGUGGUCGUGCGCAACGCCCUGGACCACGUCGGGACCAGAGACCGGGAGCUGUACUGGAGGAACUCCGAGUGCUUCGCCGCGUGGUGCCGCUUCGGCAAACGGGAGUUUAAGAUCGGAGGGGAGAUCCGGAUCGGGAAGCAGCCGUACCGGCUCGAGCUGCCGCUCACCGAGAAGAAGAGUCACGUGCUGGAGUUCCAGAGCCUGGAGGACGUGGUGAUGGAGAAGAGGAGGAACGACCAGAUCGGAAGAGAGGCCGUGGCGCAAGAGCUGGCCGGCCACCUGAGCGCCGCUGACCGGUGGCCCGGCGCGGAGCUCCGUGAGAGGGGAACACCUCCGGGGACACUUGUUUCACUGUCAGGAGCCGAGAAGGAACACGAGUGAACGUGACGUGCACCUGAACACAACAUGACGUCAUGGUUGUGAUGGAGCUGCAGACUAAUCAUUUGGGGAAGACGUCAGGAUUGAGUUUCCUUAAUGAUCUUACUAAUCCAAAGACUCCAGUGACUCUUCUCUCCUCUCCUCUCUCCUGAGUGCUGCUGGGAUCCCUACAGACCGAUACCUGUGUCCUGGGCUCCUGAGUGGCCCCUGACCUCUCUGACCACUUCACUGCACUUUGACUUAUUCACCAUUUAAACACUUUAUUUUUUUGAAGAGAGAAAUAAAAGAUGUUUGUAUGAAGGAUGGAAAUAAAUAUAUAUUUGAACAGUAA